Molecule: messenger RNA, 4040 nt
Organism: Tarenaya hassleriana
Lineage: Eukaryota; Viridiplantae; Streptophyta; Magnoliopsida; Brassicales; Cleomaceae
Product: cellulose synthase A catalytic subunit 6 [UDP-forming]
Exons: 14
Coding region: 481-3681 (1066 amino acids)
Biological process (GO): cellulose biosynthetic process; plant-type primary cell wall biogenesis
Cellular component (GO): trans-Golgi network; plasma membrane
Molecular function (GO): cellulose synthase (UDP-forming) activity
Source: RefSeq, a predicted model, not a curated record
GCUUUCUCUCUCCUUCCCCCUUACGCGUCUUGUACAUCCUCUUCAUUCUUUAUUUUAUCUGCAGCUUGUUCUCUCUCUCUCUCUCUCUGUCUGCCAUUGCCUUCUCUCUCUCUCUCUGGAACUCUCUUCCUUUGUUUAUGUGUACUGCGCUCGUUAAGAGGGGGGAUAGCGAGAGGGGAUUUGUCUUGCGGCUGAAUCAAUUCAAUACCAUCGCCCGGGAGAAAAAGCUGGCGUGCUUUUGUUCAUUGCGUCUUUGCAUUUGAGAAAAUCCGACAUCCAUUGUCUUGGAUUCGGCUCUGCCGCUGGUUAUUGCGUGUUGUGGGGUUCAGUUCCUCUGUGAUGGGAGUUGGAACGACUGGAUCUCUCGGAACCGAGUUGGGCUGAGUUGACCCGGUUGCGGAAUCGUCAGUCUCUCUGUGUCUCUAUCUGGAUCUGUCUAUCGAUCUGUGAAUCCUAGGUUCUAGCGUCUUUUUCGGAGAUAUGAACACCGGCGGUCGGCUUGUUGCCGGUUCCCACAACAGGAACGAGUUCGUCCUGAUUAAUGCAGAUGAAAAUGCCCGAAUAAGAUCGGUUCAAGAACUGAGCGGGCAGAUAUGUCAAAUUUGUGGAGAUGAGAUUGAGCUGACGGUAGAUGGAGAGCCCUUUGUGGCAUGCAACGAAUGUGCUUUCCCCGUGUGUCGGCCCUGUUAUGAGUACGAGAGAAGGGAGGGAAACCAAGCUUGCCCACAAUGCAAAACCCGAUACAAACGUAUCAAAGGAAGUCCAAGGGUUGAAGGUGAUGAGGAAGAAGAUGGCAUUGAUGAUCUGGAUAAUGAGUUCGAUUACCCGGAUCAUGUUUCUGAAGGUAUGCUUUCUUCUCGUCACCACUCGGGGAUUCCACAAUAUGAUUUGGAUUCUGCUCCUCCUGGCUCUCAUAUUCCCUUGCUGACUUAUGAUGGCGAGGACAUGGAAAUAUCGUCUGAAAGACAUGCUCUUAUCGUUCCUCCGUCACUGGGGCAUGGCACUAAGGUUCAUCCAGUGCCACUCGCUGAUCCAUCUGUGGCUGCCCAUCCGAGACCUAUGGCACCUCAGAAAGAUAUUGCGGUUUAUGGAUAUGGAAGUGUUGCUUGGAAGGAUCGGAUGGAAGAUUGGAAAAGAAAGCAAAAGGAAAAACUUCAAGUGGUUAAACAUGAAGGUGGUGAUGAUGAAGCUGAUUUUCCCAUGAUGGACGAAGGCAGGCAGCCUCUGUCAAGGAAGUUACCGAUCAAGUCGAGCAAAAUCAAUCCUUACAGGAUGUUAAUUAUUCUGCGUCUUGUGAUUCUUGGUCUCUUUUUUCACUAUCGGAUCCUUCACCCAGUCAAGGAUGCAUAUCCCUUGUGGUUGACAUCCGUGAUAUGCGAGAUAUGGUUUGCCGUCUCAUGGGUUCUUGAUCAAUUCCCGAAAUGGUGCCCUAUCGAGCGAGAAACGUACUUGGACCGACUGUCCUUGAGGUAUGAGAAAGAAGGGAAACCAUCAGAGUUAGCUGCUGUGGAUGUUUUCGUCAGUACAGUGGAUCCGAUGAAAGAGCCGCCUCUCAUUACAGCAAACACUGUCUUGUCUAUCCUUUCAGUUGAUUAUCCAGUUGACAAGGUUGCUUGUUAUGUAUCUGAUGACGGUGCCGCCAUGCUUACUUUUGAAGCCCUUUCUGAAACAGCGGAAUUCGCAAGGAAAUGGGUUCCUUUCUGUAAGAAAUACAGUAUUGAGCCACGAGCCCCCGAGUGGUAUUUUAAUCAGAAAAUGGAUUACUUGAAGAACAAAGUUCACCCAGCAUUUGUCAGGGAACGACGUGCCAUGAAGAGAGACUAUGAAGAAUUCAAGGUUAAGAUAAAUGCAUUAGUUGCAACUGCACAAAAGGUGCCUGAGGAAGGCUGGACCAUGCAAGAUGGCACUCCUUGGCCUGGUAACAAUGUCCGAGAUCAUCCCGGCAUGAUUCAGGUCUUCCUUGGGAAAAAUGGUGUCCGUGAUGUAGAAAAUAACGAGUUGCCCUGUCUGGUUUAUGUUUCUCGUGAAAAGAGACCGGGAUUUGACCACCAUAAGAAGGCCGGAGCCAUGAAUUCACUGAUUCGGGUCUCGGGAGUUCUCUCAAAUGCUCCGUAUCUGCUGAAUGUAGAUUGUGAUCACUACAUCAACAAUAGCAAAGCUCUUAGAGAAGCAAUGUGUUUCAUGAUGGAUCCUCAGUCAGGAAAGAAGAUUUGUUAUGUUCAGUUCCCUCAAAGAUUUGACGGAAUAGACCGGCAUGAUCGAUACUCAAAUCGCAAUGUCGUGUUCUUUGACAUCAAUAUGAAGGGUCUGGAUGGGUUACAAGGGCCGAUAUAUGUCGGGACAGGGUGCGUUUUCAGGAGGCAGGCGCUUUACGGUUAUGAUGCACCGAAGAAGAAGAAGCCUCCAGGCAAGACAUGCAAUUGCUGGCCAAAGUGGUGUUGCCUGUGUUGUGGAUCGAGAAAGAAUCGGAAAACCAAGACCAAGGAUACAAAAAAGAAGAACAGAGAAGCAUCGAAGCAGAUUCACGCCUUCGAAAACAUCGAAGAAGGUUCUAAUGCAGAGAAAUCGCCCGAGGCAAUGCAAUUGAAGUUGGAGAAGAAGUUCGGGCAGUCUCCCGUUUUCGUGGAAUCUACCGUAAUGGAGGAUGGUGGGUUGGCAAGGAAUGCUAGCCCGGCAUCUCUGCUUAGAGAAGCCAUCCAAGUCAUUAGCUGUGGCUACGAAGAUAAAACCGAAUGGGGGAAAGAGAUCGGGUGGAUCUAUGGUUCGGUUACUGAGGAUAUUCUUACGGGUUUCAAGAUGCAUUGCCAUGGCUGGAGAUCGGUGUACUGUAUGCCAAAGAGGCCAGCUUUCAAGGGAUCAGCACCCAUUAACCUUUCUGACCGUCUCCAUCAAGUUCUUCGUUGGGCACUUGGGUCGGUCGAGAUUUUCUUGAGCAGACAUUGCCCUAUCUGGUAUGGUUAUGGAGGCGGAUUGAAAUGGCUGGAAAGAUUGUCGUAUAUAAACUCUGUUGUCUAUCCAUGGACCUCCAUCCCGCUUCUAGUCUACUGUUCUCUCCCGGCUAUCUGUCUUCUCACUGGCAAAUUCAUCGUUCCCGAGAUCAGUAACUAUGCCAGUAUCCUGUUCAUGGCGCUGUUCUUGUCGAUAGCUGUGACGGGAAUUCUCGAGAUGCAGUGGGGGAAGGUCGGGAUCGAUGACUGGUGGAGGAACGAGCAGUUCUGGGUGAUCGGAGGGGCUUCAUCCCAUCUGUUUGCGCUCUUCCAAGGUCUCCUCAAGGUUCUUGCAGGUGUCAGCACAAAUUUCACUGUCACUUCUAAAGCGGCCGACGAUGGAGAAUUCUCAGAGCUAUACAUCUUCAAAUGGACUUCCCUUCUGGUUCCGCCGACGACCCUUCUCAUCAUCAACGUCAUCGGAGUCAUAGUCGGAGUCUCGGAUGCCAUCAACAACGGGUAUGACUCGUGGGGUCCGCUUUUCGGGAGGCUGUUCUUCGCGUUAUGGGUGAUCAUCCAUCUGUAUCCGUUCCUGAAGGGGUUGCUGGGGAAACAAGACAGAAUGCCGACCAUCAUCCUUGUCUGGUCGAUCCUCCUGUCGUCCAUCCUCACCCUUCUCUGGGUCCGAGUCAAUCCGUUCGUCUCCAAAGACGGUCCGGUCCUCGAAAUAUGUGGCUUGAACUGUGAUAAUUGAUUCAAUGUGUCCGAGGUAAGAGAGAUGAAAAAGAUUUAGGUGUUUUUUUUUUGUCCGAGGAGUACGAUGUUUGUUGUUUCUGCUGUUGGAAUUGUGUCUCGACGAUUCAAGAGAAGAAACCGAAGGAACCAAAGUUGGAAAAGCUCAUGGAGUGCGAGGAGGAAGUUGGAGAUGAUGAAGUUUAUUUUGUGUUUAUUAUUAUUUAUUUAUUUUUGUAACUUUUGGGUUAUUUGAUAUUGUCGUAUAAAAACAUGUAUUAGUGACGGCAAACAUUUAUUGCAGAGUAGAGUUUUCUGUAAUCAUACUCAAUAAUGUGUAUUUUUGUGUGGGAUAAUAAAUGUUCUUGUUUUUUCUCUUUC